AUGAUUAAAAAGAUGGCAUCUGCACUGAAUGAAGACAGUGUGGAGAAGAAACUAAAAACUGUGACUAACACACAAGAUAGUAUUCAAACUCUGUCACUGUGGAUUAUUCAUCACAAAAAUCAUCAUGCUAAAAUUGUUGAGUUGUGGAUGAGAGUUCUUCGAAAGUCAGUGCAGCCAUCUCAUCGCCUCACUCUCUUCUACUUAUGUAACGAUGUGGUACAGACCUGCAAAAAGAAAAAGGCAUAUGUGUACAAUGCUACAUUUAAGGAGCACCUGAGAGAAGCUGCCGCUUUAGUGAGAGAUCAUUCAGUGAAGGGCAAAGUGGAAAGAAUUUUCAAUAUCUGGGAAGAAAGAAAUGUUUUUGACAGUGCAUUUGUAAAGAGCCUACACAGUAUUUUGAAUGGGCAGCCUGUGAAAUCCCCCCAAAAGUAUAAAGUUUUGACUGAAGAGGAGAUCACUAAUGCUCCCAUCAGCCCAAUGAACACUCCCCGGGUGGAGUUUGAAUCAAAAGAAGCAGCACCGGAGCCACAUAACACUGAUGGGAUGGCUGAACAUGAUGAGGAGGAGAGUGCUCGAAUAUUGGCUGAAUUUAAGCCACAUGAAAUGAUUGAUCAAAUAACAGCUUUCAGAAGGAUGGAGUUGGAGAUUCAGUUGAAAGCCAGUCAGUUAUCUCAUCUGAAAUUUGACGUGUCUAAUUUGGAUGCUGUAAAACACCUUAAAGAUCGGGCCCAUGGCAAUGAUUACUCCAACCAGUUUGAGGAUUCGUGCUCCAAGCUGGAAGACCUGGUGAAGAGACAAACUCGUCACAUAGAAGACCAGCAAGCCAUGAUUGAGACUUUGCGCUUGAGUGAGACAUUUUAUGAGGAGCAGUAUAGAGAGGCCAAGAUUGUGGCAAAUGCAUACAAAAAUUUUGGUGCCCGUAUUAACAACAUGAAGAAGAAACUGGAUGAGUUAAAACGAACCUUUCCGGAAGAAGAGAGUCCAGUAUCUUCCCCAGAUGUAAAUGCCCCUUCACCGGGCAACACACCACCAUAUAUCGCCAGUGCUAGCUAUGGUUAUAAUCCUGCAGCCCCAAUGAACUAUGGGAAAGGACUACAAAAGAAAGUGUGGUCAUACAGUGAUGCCGGGUCUAUGAGUGGAAUCUCCGUCAUGGGUGACUCAUCUCCAAACACGAACACAUUCCAAGAAUCUCCACCAUUGGAAGCGCCAUCUCCUGAGGGCACUCCUCCUGAUCUCAACUUGGAUGGUUCUGACAAUGUUAAUGUCAGUCUGGAUUCACGCCUAGCAAGCUUCUUUGACAGAAACCGGUCGGACAGUUCUAACCCUCCGGUAUACACACCACAGAUGUCACGUAUACCAGUGUCCAGCAGCAAAGUGAAAGUGGUCACUGAUGACGAUGGAGGUACAACACCCUUGGAUGACGAAACACCAACAACCCCAGUGCAGGAUGAGAAUUUGGUAUCACCGCCUAAACGGAACACGCCUCCAAAGAAGGAAAACCCAAUUGACUUUUUAUCAAGACUGAUAUCGCAGACUCAGAAAGCUCCAGUGAAGACAGGAGCACCAAGUUUUCUGGAUAGCCUAACCAUGCUGACCUCAUUCAACAAGAAACCGGAGACAGACAGUCAGCAGCAGGCAAAUGCUCCUCAGUCUUGGGCCGCAUGGAAAAUGCAGUCAACUGAAAGUAACACAUCGCCCAGUCAGCCGUCAUCUCCUAUGUCAUAUGGGCCUCCUGCCAGCAUACCCAGUUCAUCCCCUUUACCAUAUAGAUCCAACAGUAACCUGUCCACUCCAUCCACACCGUAUCCUUCCACGCCAACAAUGGUACCACCUCCCAUGCCUAUGCCUGUCCCUCCUCCAGUUUCCCUAAAUGUACCGCCACCGCCUCCUCCACCCUUUGGCCUGGCAUCAGUCAUAGCUGCAAAUUUCUCUGGCCCGCCGCCGCCAGUAUUCCAGCAGACGUCACCGGGGCAGAAAGAAAACUGGCCAGAUCUUAAACCCAUCCAGCCAAGUGAGCACGCCAUUCCCAUCAGGACGAGCCACAAUUCUGUGCUGAAAGAACUAGUGCCCGCAGAGGAUGUUGAUGGUAAGCCUGCACCCCCACUCUCUAAAGAGUCUUCCACGUCAUCAGCAAUCGUUCCGGAUGCAAUGGAAAUUGUUAGUGAUGAAGAAAGUGAUGCAGAAAUUGAUGAGAAACCAUCAUUGAAGAGUUCAGAACUGGCUGGGGAUGCCAAAACAGAAUUUGCCCAGAAGUUGAAGCAGAAAACUUCUCAGGGGGUGGUAAAAUCACAUGUAUUUGUACCAAAUCCAGAACGACCAAAUUUAAUGACGCUGACUGUUUCAGAUGACUUGGACGAGGAAGACAUGAUUGACGAAGACACUGUCGUGGAAGGAGCUCCUGCGUGGUCAGAAAAGUCUCACAAAUCCAGUCAUAGGUCAAGGUCACGGUCUCGAUCCAGAGAAAAAGACAGAUCUCACAAACAUAAAAAGAAGAAGAAAUACAAACGCAGCCACAACAGCGACGACAAUUCCAACCAUUCUGAAGUUGAGGAUGAAUCUAAAGGAAUAUCCACGGUGGGCAGUGUGGUUAAGAAAAUCGACGCCCGCUCUAGCAGACACAGUCGGGACAGCAGCAAAGGAGACAAGUAUGAUUAUGAUGAUAACUACGAUAGCAGGAAACAUGAUAAAUAUGACGACGAUAGAAAACAUGAUGAGAGAAAAUAUGACGAUAGAAAAUAUGACCGCUACGAUGACAAGGGCGGCCACGAUGGACGGGGGGACUACAGAACAUACAAACCCUACAAGGGCACAAAAGAUGUAAAAGAUACUGUUCAGGCAUACACACAAGCAUACAGAGAUGCAUUUUUUCAGCAAUACACUAUGGGGAGGCUAAAUUUUUUCCCUCCUGGGCCCCCACCACCACCGUUGGAUCCCAGGAGAUCAGCUUAUGGAAAGUAUUGA
Messenger RNA from Candidula unifasciata, 2961 nucleotides. The record is from the annotation of a GenBank genome assembly. NCBI's taxonomy places the organism in Eukaryota, Metazoa, Mollusca, Gastropoda, Stylommatophora, Geomitridae.